AACGAAAUUUCUUGCAUUUUUUUUCUCUCUUCUUUUUGUUUUUUCUUUUUCAUGCAGGGACUUAUGAGAAUAAUGGGUAUCUAAUGGUUUCUUCAAAUGGAGGAUUGAAUCAAAUGCGAGCAGGAAUAUGUGAUAUGGUGGCCAUUGCAAGAUAUAUGAAUGUGACACUAAUUGUUCCUGAAUUGGAUAAUACCUCCUUUUGGAAUGACUAUAGCCAAUUUGCAGAUAUAUUCGAUGUUGAUUAUUUCAUCGAUUCUUUGAGAGAUGAAGUUCGGAUAUUGAGAGAACUGCCUCCUGAACAGAAGCACAAAGUGGAAUCACAGUCCCUCUAUUCCAUGCCACCCAUUAGUUGGUCUAAUAUGACAUAUUACUAUGAAGUGAUUAUUCCUCGGAUGAAAACAUAUGAGGUGGUACACUUCACAAAAUCAGAUGCAAGGCUUGCAAACAAUGGAAUUCCAGACGAAGUUCAGAAACUAAGAUGCCGUGCAAACUACGAUGCGUUGAGAUUUACUCCCCCAAUUGAGAAAUUAGCAAAGAAGAUCGUUGACAUUCUUAGGUCCCGAGGCCCUUUCUUGUCACUUCAUCUUCGAUAUGAAAUGGAUAUGAUUGCUUUCUCCGGUUGCAAUGAGGGUUGCACUCACGAAGAGAUUGAUGAACUAACCAAAAUGAGGUAUGCUUAUCCAUGGUGGAAAGAGAAGGAGAUAGAUUCAGAGAAGAAAAGGUUAGAUGGCCUGUGCCCUCUUACUCCUGAGGAAACAGCUCUAACACUUCGUGCAUUGGGCAUUGAUCGCAACAUUCAAGUUUAUAUUGCUGCUGGUGAUAUAUACAAAUAUGAGAAAAGAAUGGAAAUGCUCCACGACUCCUUCCCAAAUUUGGUGAAGAAGGAGACAUUAUUGGAAGCCUCGGAACUUGACCCUUUCCGGAACCAUUCAAACCGAAUGGCUGCAUUGGACUACUAUGUGUCAAUAGAAAGUGAUAUAUUUGUUCCAUCAUACAGAGGCAACAUGGCAAAACUCGUUGAAGGACACAGAAGGUAUUUGGGGUACAAGAAAACAAUUCUUUUAGACAAAAAAGCUCUGGUUGAGCUGAUAGACCUGUACAAGAAUGGAACAAUAGGGUGGAACGAGUUCUCCAAUUCAGUGAAGGAAGCACACGCAGACCGCGUUGGGGGCCCCACUUCAAGAUCUGUGGUCCCAGGCAAACCCAAGUUAGAGGACUAUUUCUACACAAACCCACACGAGUGCAUUCAGGAAUAACCAUAUUCCCACAUUCUCAUUUGGGAUAAUUUUAUAUUAAUCGAUAAAAUUUAUAUUAUUUUUGU
Molecule: messenger RNA, 1321 nt
Organism: Arachis ipaensis
Lineage: Eukaryota; Viridiplantae; Streptophyta; Magnoliopsida; Fabales; Fabaceae
Source: RefSeq, a predicted model, not a curated record